AUGUCCAAUAAAUUCACAUUGGAUUUCAAGGAUAGUUUAAGCAAACAGAAUGCAGCUGACCAGCUGAACGGCUAUGAGGUAAAACUUGCCAAACCAUUCUAUGACUACGACAUGAUGCGAAUGACGGUGUUAAUGGUUGUUAAUUUUUUUUUUCUAUUAUUUUCAUAUGGGUGCACAAAAUUCUUGUGUAUUCCAUUUUUUGAUAUCAAUAUUGUGAUGAUCCACAGGGAGCAGCCUCUCUUCAGUGCAAAGGCGCAUGUCUUUCAGAUUGAUCCGGCCACUAAACGAAACUGGAUUCCUGCCAGCAAGCAUGGCCUCACUGUCUCUUUCUACUAUGAUGCCAGCAGAAGUGUGUACCGCAUUAUCAGUGUAGGAAGCACCAAGGCAGUUAUAAACAGUACAGUGACACCCAACAUGACCUUCACCAAGACCUCACAGAAAUUUGGCCAGUGGGCAGACAGCAGGGCCAACACAGUGUAUGGCUUAGGCUUUUCUACAGAGCAGCAGCUUCAACAGUUCGCCGAACAGUUUAAAGAAGUGAAAGAAGCAGCACGUCUUGUGAGAGAGAAAUCUCAAGAGAAGUUUGAGCUUAUUAGUCCUGAUCUAAACAUUGCUGCACCUCAGGCCCUGUCUGAAGAUUGCCACUCUCCACCAUCACCCCUGUCUAUAAACGGCCCUGAAGAGGACAAGCAAUUUCACAGCAGGAGCGCUGAUAUGGAGUCCAUCUCAGAGAAACAGCAUGUUAUGAAGAUGCACUUAAAAGGAUCAGUAUGUGAGGAAAACAUGGAGACAGAGUUGAAUACUCUAAGGGAGAGCAACGCUCAACUUGUAGCAGCACUUCAUGAAGCCAACAGCAGCAUCGAACAGUGGAAAAAGCAGCUAACCGAGUAUCAGCAGGAAACGGACAGACUUCGAGAGCAGGUAGCAGAGCUAGAAGAACAGAGUGGAUAUUCUGCUUCUUCUGAAAACAGUAAAGAGGAACUCUGCCAGUCUGUAAAAGAAAUGGAGGCUCUUAUAAUGGUUAAAGAUAAAGACAUUACCCAGCUACACUGUGGACAGUCUGAUUUUGGAGAGCUGCAAAAAGAAAGGGAGGAGAUUAUUAGAAGAAUGCAUGAGCUAGAGGAGAGGAACAACGAGCUAGAGCAGCAGGUGCAGAAAGCCGAGCAAAAUUUGGCUUUUUCAAUGGAUGCUCAGCAGCAGGCAGAGAGUGAGGUGCGGAAAGUUAUUGAAGUACUAGACGUCAAGAUUUUGGACUUGAACAACUUGCGACAGAGUCUGGCCAAACUUGUAGAUAACUAACAGUCACCACAGUGAAAUGACUGAUAAAGCAUCAAGCAGUGAAUGGCACGAUUUCUAAAGAAAGCAUUAAAAAGAAACGCCACUCUUCAGCAUGUAUCAAUGAACGUUUGGGCUCACAGCAAUAUAUUUGACUGUACUGGCGGUUUCACUUUCUGACUUAUUUGUGUUUACUUGCAAGUGCAAAAACUGGUAUGUUUUGGGAGAAAGAAGGAAGCCACAGUACCUGAGGGAAUGCCUUAUGGACAGUAACCUGAGACAAGAAUUUAAUCCAGGACCUUGUAGCUGUGCAUAAUCAACACUAACUACUGUGCCACCAUUCUGCCCUUUAACUUGCACUUAAUUCACUGAAGUAACACAGUUGCAUGGCAGACCUGGGAGUUUUACAUUUUUAGCUCAUAGUCUAAUGGUUUUGGCCUCAUCAUUCUUCCUGUUUUGCUUUUGAUAAACAAACCUUUAAGGGUUUUCAGAUGUGUGUGUGUGUGGUUGGGGGUUGUUCUGAUUUGUUUAUGUGUGCACCUAAGCUUUAGAAGCACAAUGGAAUUAAAUAAAGAUCAGAAAUAAAAAGUUCAAAUGUUUUAAUUGACAUAAUUAUACCAGUAUGAUUUUGUUAGAGAUUAUU
Molecule: messenger RNA, 1918 nt
Organism: Trichomycterus rosablanca
Lineage: Eukaryota; Metazoa; Chordata; Actinopteri; Siluriformes; Trichomycteridae
Product: homer protein homolog 3-like
Exons: 9
Coding region: 1-1299 (432 amino acids)
Biological process (GO): regulation of store-operated calcium entry; G protein-coupled glutamate receptor signaling pathway
Cellular component (GO): postsynaptic density; cytoplasm; plasma membrane
Molecular function (GO): G protein-coupled glutamate receptor binding
Source: RefSeq, a predicted model, not a curated record